AUGGCGACGUUAUCCAGCGCCCUGGCCUCGAGGUCGUCCCCCAAGAUUGACACGGUUUCCAAUGGACCGAUUUCGAGUCUCCAGCCGUUCGGGUCGCUGCUCCUCGUCACGAGUAUUAUCAUCGUCGUACUCCUCACCAACAUCCUCGAGCGCAAGCUGCUCCAAGUCGUCUACGGCAAAAUUUACACGGAUCUGCAGCGCCCCGAGAGCGAAAGGCGCCGCCGCUCUUUCACGUACUACCAUGUCGGCGCCAUCACCAUGUUCACCCUCCUCUGCAUUGGGGCCUACCCCGUCAUGCGCUUCCUCAUCGGGUCUGCGACCCUGUCUACGGAUCUAGUCCCAGGCCCGGGAAGUCGGAUCCGCGUCGGAGACCUUCUAUUCGCGAUUUCUCAGACCUACAGCGCGUACUACGCGUUUGAACUAUGCUAUCGCACCCAGUUCGCGAGCGCCCUCAGCAUUGCCCACCAUAUCGGGCUUUUGGCCAUAACGCAGACGGCGCUUUCUCUUUUCGGCAAUUACAAAAAGCACCCUGAAGCCACAAUAGAAUUCUACAUGUGUAUGGUCUGGGGUACUUUUGAUGUCAUCGUCGAACUACCCGUCUACAUCACAAUGAUCAUCUGGCGCAUCAGACGCAACGACCAUCGGCUGCUAUCAUAUCUCUCUGCUGGACUUUGCAUCUGGGUUCUUGUCGGUGCCACGGCCGAGGUCUCUGUCACAAUCUACCUUCUUCACAAGUCCUGGGACAGGUGGGGUCACGCAUGGAGGUUCAUCACGCCUUUCAUCUUCACUCUGUGGAUUGCGACACAGCUGUACGGCGCUACGAGGCUGUUUGCGAUGUCGCAGUCAGAACGGCGCAAAUGCAAGGAGACGCCACGAGGGUCCGAGCCCAUAGCCGAGCUGCCGGGAUUGAUGGACGAAGUAGAAAACGCCGCCCAAGAGGAAUCCAAGAGCAAAGCGGUCUGA
Colletotrichum navitas is the source of this 963-nucleotide messenger RNA. RefSeq lists its product as uncharacterized. The transcript has 2 exons. Lineage: Eukaryota; Fungi; Ascomycota; Sordariomycetes; Glomerellales; Glomerellaceae. The coding region runs from base 1 to 963 and encodes 320 amino acids. The record is from RefSeq and is a predicted model, not a curated record.